GUUCCUGGGCAGUAGGCAGCGUGUGGAGGUGCGCUGCCCCUGCAUUCUGUAGAGCAUAUCGGCUCCCUGGCCGGUGAUAUAUCACGACAUUGGCGCUGUGGGAGAUACUGAAACUGCAAGCCGAUGGACCCCAGUAGGAGUCAGCUGGACUCCGAGUUUUCUCAUCAGGAUACACCAUGUCUGAUUGUGGAAGACUCCCAGCCAGAAAGUAUGGGAACAGAAGAAGAUCUGGACCGCGCACGCUUUGGUCUGCUUGCGCAGCAUCUUCCGCAUCUGGAAUCACAAGUGGAAAGCCCUGUCAUGGAUUUUGUGCCUGGUAAACCUACCAUUGGUGUUAAAGAAAGCAUCGAGAUACGCGAGUCCUCAAAAGAAAAUCAUCUAGAGUCUCUGACAAAACUGCAUGCACCAAGCGGUGAUUAUAUUCCUAGCCAAAUAAUUGAGCGAAUUCCUUGUCCAACAAACAAAAUCAGUGACUUCAGCUUGAAUGAAAAUAAUGAACUUGAAGGGGCUGCUGACUGCACUACACAGUCCUUGCAAGCUGACGAUUCUGGAACCUCACAGCUGGCAUUUGGAGUGCUGGAAUUAUCCCAGAGCCAAGAUCUUGCAGGCCAAAGUACAAAGGAAGGUGCUGGAAUGGAAGAUGUAACAAACUCUGAACCUCAGACACAAGAAUGUAACCAAACAGGAAUCCAUGACAUUGGUGCUCAAAGUAGGGAAGGAGACAGUGUUACAGAACAUGUGCUGGAGGAUUCCAAACGACUACAGGAGGAAGCAUGUUCUGUGGAAUUAUCUAACAACCGAAGAGAGGAACAAAUAUGCACUACUGUAAACCCCAACUCUGAAGAGAAAAAGCAGCUGAGUUACCAAAACCUUCAGACUAAAGUGGAAUCGUGCAGCGCAAAGCCGGAGGAGGAAGACAUGGAUACUUCAGAUCUUGUCUCUAGUCAAGAAGACCUAUUUGGGCAGCCCAGUAACACAGAAUCUCAUAUCAGUCCUGUUGCAAGCAAGAUUGUGUCUACUCCAGCUGACACAUUGCGCCUCCUGCAGUUCUCAGGACAGGCCAUCCUUGCACCUGUGAAAGUCUCGGGAGUUUCCUCGGACCCAGGGUCUCCUUCCCCAGAUACUAUCCAGCCUACCCCCAUCAUUGUACCCAGCUCACCGACAGAGCAGGAAAAAGAAGUUGAAGACAUGGAAAUAGUUGAACCAUCAAGUAAAACGGUAGAGAGUGGGCCGCAGGAGGAGUCUCCAAAACCUAAAAACGACCCUUGUUCAGCUGUACCUCAAGUAUCAACACCAGUGUGCCAGAACACUCAAGCAUUCGUGCCAGGAUCUUUUGUGGCACCUUCACAGCCACAGUUUUCUCAUGAUGUAUUUGUGCCAACGCCGAGUGUCGACGACUCUCUUUCCAGAGGGCAGAGUGAACAUCUGCAUUUGCCUCAGGACUGUGAAAGUCCAAGAGGUCCUAGUGUAAGAUCUGAAGACACUGAAUUAAACCCAAGACCAUCCCAGGAAAAUGUAGAAGAUGAUUGUAAUUUAAUGCUAUCCACAAGUGAACUUAUGGAGACUGAUACCCCACUCGCAGAGGAUGUUAGUGGAGCAACACAAAUUGAAGAGGAUGAAGAACAAGUAAUCAAUCUUUCUACAAGUACCAAGGAGACUUCCCUGCAAGCAGAUGCUUCACAAGAAAACCAGGAUACUGUACAUAGGCAGCCAAUUGACCUGGCCCAAGAUGAUGCUCCCAGUAACAGUGAUCAAAGUGCCAUUGUAGACGUUGAUGUCAAUGACCAUAAAGAUUGUAAAACCCAAACUAUUGACUCCGGUAGUCAGAAUUUCUUGGUACCAUCUUUAAAUUCAGAUGCCUCUUUGAGCAUUUUAGAUCAAGAGGUGUCUGAUCACAAGUUGAAUUCAGUUGCUGAUAGUCUUUCUGGGGAUGUCGAUGAAGUUCCUGAAACUCCUAAUGAUAAUGAAGCUGCAGAAAGUGAACAGAGAGGAGAGGGCAAUCUCAAACUUGCUCUUUCAGAGACUCAACAUCUGUGUUCUCAUGGUGUCGAGCCUGCCGAAGCCAUGGAGGUUGAUCAGAUCGAAGAUUCUCAAGUCUUUGAAGGGAAACCAGAUUAUGCGAAUGUCGAAGAUCAGCAAUCCAUUAUGCCAGAAAAUAAAUGUGAUGAUGUAAAGCACAUAAAUCCUGUGCCUUGUAUAUUGCCUUUACAUUCUGAUGUACCUCCACAAACGGAAAACAAUGAAUGUGACAAGUCUGCCGAUGCAGUUGAGGGAUCAGAGGUUGGUCUCCCAAGUGCUCAACAGAGUACUGGACAAGAGCAGAAAGUUGCUCUUGUUCAAGUUUUAGAGAAGCCAAAGCAAAUCUGUAAGAUAGACAACUCUCAAAGUGAAGCAAAAGAGAAAACGGACAAUAUUAUGCCUGCUGCUAGCGACUGUGACAAGUCAUUGAACUCCCCAUCACCUCUUCAGCAGAUUUCACAUCUUGCUGACUUGCCUGUAGCUCAAAAGGAAAAUGAAGAGCUCAUUGUAGAAAAGGAAAAUGAAGAGCUCAUUGUAGAAAAGGAAAAUGAAGAGCUCAUUGUAGAAAAGGAAAAUGAAGAGCAGCCUGUGCCUGAAACACCAGAAUGCGUUAAACAAGUAGAUCAAGAGUCGAAUUUGACCGAAAAGGUUAAGGGACAACAGGAUUGUAUCCUGGCUGAGGAUUCAGGCGGCAUAAGCAUCAUGGAAAAAUUAACCCAAAAAUAUCCAGAGCCACUUAAAAACACAGAACAUGUUGAAAAGCUAGAAGAUAAUGUCAUGUGUGCAUUGAGCGUAGAAGAGGCAAACAAACCAUGUAGCCUGAAUGUAGUAGAAGAUGCUGCGAAUACACCAGACAAGUGUCCCUUGUCAAAAGAUAUCCCUGAAUCUGGAGGGAAUAUACAGUUAGAACUUCCUGCAGCAGAACUUAAAGCUGUAUCUGCCAGUGAUAAAGAGAAUCCGUCUAAAGCUCCAGUACUAGACCUAAACACAAAAUCAGUUAGUGAGAAGCAUGAUGAGGUAAGUCCUCUGGAUGCAGACAACAUUCUAGUUACUGAGUCACAGAAGAAACCAGAAGUGAUAUCUCCUCAGAAAACGGCAAUGUCUAAUAAAUGUAUUGACGAUGCAUCCAUUGGUUCUUGUGAAGAUGAGGCACAUGGGCUGGAUUCAGAACUCCAAGAGAAAACAGAACAGUCCACACGUAGUCUCUGUGAAAGCUCAAGUGAAACACCAUUCCAUUUUACGCUGCCUAAAGAAGGGGAUUUAAUUCAACCAAUAAGCAAUGUUACAACUCCAAUGAUUGGCCAGUUGAAACGGGGGCCACGAAGGCAUAGUACCCCGAUCGUUGUUGGAGACUGUCCAGACAGCACCCUAGCAACCAGUGAUGUCACCGCUGAGAGCAAUGUCGCCACCAACGAUGUUACAGUAGAGAGCGCCAUGGUCACGACAGAUGUGUCCGAGGAAAGUGACAGGGGAAAUUCAGGCUCUGCCUCUAAUGCUGAUGGGAAACUGUGUCUAAGGAUGAAACUUAUUACACCUGUAAAUGAGGAAAGCGAAAGUGCUCCAGAAUUUAGCUUGGAAAAACCUCCAGUUGUUGAGAGAACAAGUGGGACUGCCACCGUGGAGGGGGGUAUUGCCAGUCACACCGAGAACUCCCCAUCUGUGUUUAUACGCGUGUGUGAAGCCCAUCGUGAAGACGAGACCCGAAGUCACCAAUUGCCCACUACACCGGUCAGGGCAAAUUAUUUCCAGUUCUCCAGUAAAGGAAACAAUGGAACACCAAUUGCGUCUCAAAACAUGAAAGAAAUCUGCAAUGAACAGGUCACAGAUCGUCCCUCCCUACCAGAAAGUUCUGUCCAGGACAUAUCCUGUGAUCAGGAGGCCAUGGAAACAGAACCUUGUCAGGAAGAAACUCAACAUGAUGCAGAGAGAGAGAGGAAAAAGACACCUGCUCAAUCUCCCACCCCACAAUCUGACUCGGAGGAACAUUUAUCUUUGGGUUGUAGAAGCAAAGAAGUUCAGACUGUGAAUGUGGAAGAACCUAAAACUGCAGUUGUGUCCUCUUCAACCCAAACAGACAUCGUGCCGAACCCAGCAUCUAAGGUUGGUGAAGGAUCUGGUCUACAAAGUCUGAAGGUAUUGAAAGAGAAUGAAAAAUCGGAAACCACACAAAAACAAGGAGAGCGAGAUGACACUGAUUCUGUGCACAGUCAGGGAGAGGAUGACUUUGAACUCCCUCGCCCUGCUCCUGGCCGCAGUGUUCAUCGGCAUGUUCGAACAGUUCGGGAAGUACGAACGGUGGUCACUCGUGUUAUCACAGAUGUUUAUUACAUUGAUGGUGCAGAAGUGGAGCGCAAGGUCGUAGAGGAGGCAGAAGAACCAGUAAUAGAAUGCCAUGAAUAUGAAAAUGAAGUGUCACCUUCCAGGACAGUUGUCUCCUCUCUGACCUCUGGAGACCUUGCAGAUAUUAGUUCCCUCUCAUCAAAAGCUUCAAGUCUUCAGCGCACUUCUAGUGGAGCAAGCAGUGGCCUUUCUGCUGGACAGAGCACUAGUGGUAGUACUUCUGACCGGGGGAGAUUAACUGCAGGCAAAGGAAAAAGUGGCCAGCUGGACGCCGGAGACUUUGCCAUACCAAGUGGACGAGGAAGUGCUGGAAAACUGAGUCCUAGGAAAGUGGCCAGCCAGCCAGGGUCAUCACACAGACCGGGAAGACAAACUGGGAUGCAAGUAAGUGAGGAUGAUGCCGAUGUACCGCUUGGAAACAGACCAGGUGCCAAAGCUCCCCUUACACCUCGUGGAAGAGGAAGGAGGGGACGUCCUUCUUUUCGAGGAACUGGAUCAAGGGAAACUGGCACAGCGUCCCAUGCACAUGGUGAGGAUUCCACUGCUGCUGCCAUUCCAGAUGAAGAACCCUUUACCCGCAUAAAUAUUGGCCACCCGGAAGCACGUGACAAACCAAGCCCUGGUACACCUAUUAUGCAUCGCAGUGACUCUCCUGAAAUUCCGUAUCAGUCUCCAUCCAAAAGUGAAAGCAUGGACUCCCCAACUAGCAGUAGUUUUGUGGGGCUCAGGGUUGUGGCCAAGUGGUCCUCCAAUGGCUAUUUUUAUUCAGGAACAAUUACCCGAGAUGUCGGAGGAGGGAAAUACAAACUGCUGUUUGAUGAUGGCUAUGAAUGUGAUGUUCUAGGAAAAGACAUUUUACUAUGUGACCCUAUUCCAUUGGAUACAGAGGUGACAGCCCUAUCUGAGGAUGAAUAUUUUAGUGCCGGAGUGGUAAAGGCGCACAAGAGAGACUCUGGAGAACUGUAUUAUUGUAUUGAAAAGGAAGGUCAGAAGAAAUGGUACAAAAGAAUGGCGGUCAUACUUUCUCUAGAACAAGGAAACAAGCUGCGGGAACAGUUUGGACUUGGCCCAUAUGACCCGUGCACACCGUUAACAAAGGGAUCCGACAUCAGUCUUGAUAAUCUUGUGGAAGGAAAGCGGAAGCGGAGAAGUAACUUAAGUGUGACAAGUACUCCAACCACCUCACUUACAGCUAGUACAAGUACACCAACACGGAAAGGAUCCGACAACCCUCGCAGCUCCAUGGGUGUACCCUCUGGUAAACGGAAAUUAAUCAGCACAGAUGAGGAUACAUCUUCACCUAAACGUGGACGCAAAUCAGUUGUGGUGAAGUCAGGUGCUGCAAAAGGAGAAUUUAUGAGCCCCAGUGAAAGUGGAGAGACCAGUGACCAGGCAGCAGUCGAGGAGUCUCACGGACCUUUACCACAGAACAAGUUGUUGUUCAUGGGCUACUCCAUCUUAUUUACAACGGCCACCUCCAGUGACAAGAUCAGCAAUUGUCUGAGAUCAAAGGAAAUCAGCAGUGAAGAGGAAGAAGAAUAUGUGGAGAGCACACCUUAUAACCGACAGUACACAGAGGCACAAAUCCGAGCAGGAGGUGGUGAAAUUUUGGGCAGUUUCAGCGAAGCCCUGAGUAAAACAGGAACAAAAUGUUUGCUGGUUGCUGACCAGCAUUGCCGAACCCUGAAGUAUUUCCUGUGCCUUGCCAGUGGGAUCCACUGUGUGUCUCACAUCUGGAUACAUGACAGUUGUCAUUCUAAUGAGCUGCAGAACUUCCAUAAUUAUCUUCUCCCUGCUGGAUACAGCCUUCAAGAGGACAGAAUUCUGGAAUGGCAUGACUCCAGGCAUCCUUUUCAUGGUUUGCGCUUUCUUGUGGUGUCUGACCAGAAAGAAAACUUUUUGGAAAUGUGGACAGAAGUUGUAAUGACUGGUGGAGCAGCAUCUGCAAAACAGCACAACUCUACAGAUCUCAACAAAGAUGUUGCUUUGGGCGUUUUUGAUGUUGUUGUCACAGAUCGAUCAUGUCCAGAAUCCAUCUUAAAAUGUGCCCAAGCCCUGGCCCUUCCAGUAGUUUCUUCUGAGUGGAUUAUUCAGAGUCUUAUCCAUGGGGAGAAAGUUGGUUACAAUAACCACCCUAAAUACAAACAUGAUUAUGUUCCCAGUUAAGAAGACCACACUACUCCCACUGCCCUUUUUAUCAACUUUAUUUUUGCUGCUCUUUGCAUUGUGCAUACUGUGUUUUAGAUAGUUUUAAAUGUGUGUGUGGUUUUCCCCACUGUUUGCAUGUGUUUACUUGUACAUAGUUUUAACUGCUGGACUUUUAUGACAAAAAUAAAUGUUCAAUCUACUUGU
Messenger RNA from Bufo bufo (common toad), 6711 nucleotides. RefSeq names its product tumor protein p53 binding protein 1 (gene TP53BP1). Gene Ontology annotation, biological process: positive regulation of transcription by RNA polymerase II; DNA damage checkpoint signaling. NCBI's taxonomy places the organism in Eukaryota, Metazoa, Chordata, Amphibia, Anura, Bufonidae. The transcript is spliced from 28 exons. Gene Ontology annotation, cellular component: nucleus. Gene Ontology annotation, molecular function: histone binding. Bases 124 to 6525 code for a protein of 2133 amino acids. The record is from RefSeq and is a predicted model, not a curated record.